ACUCUAGGCCGGAUGUAGUCUUGGUCUGAAACUUGCUAGUCCAAGCUGGGCAAGGGUCUCCCACGUCUACAUUCAUGGCGUCCCCUAACAAGGCAGUGAUUGUUCCCGGGAACGGAGGCGGGGAUGUGGCCACCCACGGCUGGUACGGCUGGGUGAGAAAGGGGCUGGAGCAGAUUCCUGGUUUCCAGUGUUUGGCUAAAAACAUGCCUGACCCAAUUACAGCUCGAGAGAGCAUCUGGCUGCCCUUCAUGAAGACAGAGCUGCACUGUGACGAGAAGACUGUCAUCAUAGGCCACAGUUCCGGGGCCAUUGCAGCCAUGAGGUAUGCAGAGACACAUCAGGUAUAUGCUCUCGUAUUGGUGUCUGCAUACACAUCAGACUUGGGAGAUGAAAAUGAGCGCGCAAGUGGGUACUUCAGCCGCCCCUGGCAGUGGGAGAAGAUCAAGGCCAACUGCCCUCACAUUGUACAGUUUGGCUCUACUGAUGAUCCCUUUCUUCCCUGGAAGGAACAACAAGAAGUGGCAGAUAGGCUGGAUGCCAAAUUGUAUAAAUUCACUGACCGUGGUCACUUUCAGAACACAGAGUUCCAUGAACUGAUUAGUGUGGUGAAGUCUAUGCUGAAAGUACCAGAAUAGUCAGGAUGACUCCUGCUCUGUAACAAGCCAGGAUGGGGAAGAAUAAUAAUAGCAACUAUUCUCACACAGCACUACACGUGAAAUGUGUAGUUAAGCUACAAAGUGCCUGAACAACAAACCUAUGAACACUCACACUAAGUUACUAGCACUUUGAGUUCCCACAGAAUUUAAAUCUUCCUGAAAAGCUACUAACUACAGCAGUAUGUUUCCUGUUUGAUAAGGGACAGAGUUUGUUUAGCUAUCUUGUUGAUGCAAAGAGAGUUAAGUCAGAAGAAUCCAAAACUUGACACAGACAUGGUGGUGUGUCCCUGUAUUCACAGCCCUUCAGAGAAAGAAGGGAAUCGGAGGGGAAGGCUAGCUUGACCCUGUCUCAGAAAACAAAGAGCAAGACGACAACCCAGGUCUCCUGAGUCUCAUUCCAAAUUAUAACUCAAUAGGCUUAGCAAGAUGUGAUCCACUUCUGAGACCCAGCACUUAGAAAGGGGAAGAAGGUGGAUCUUGAGCUGAGGCCUGUCUAGGCCCAAUAAAGUAAAACCCUGUCUCAAAACAAAAGACUGGUUUUCAUUCAAAUUAUAUGAGUGAUAAUUACUCCUUUUUGAAAUAGUUUUUCUCUUACCAGGGGAAAGAAAACAUGAUUCAAGAUUGAGAAUGUUAUCUUAGAACUCAAAACUCUAGCUGUUCUUUAUUAGCUCAAGAGAGUAAACUUGGGUCUUCAUCACUGAAAUUCCUGACCCCACCACAUCCCCAGGUCCUUCUGACAAUUUGAGAGAGACCAACAUAGACGGAUGCUGAGUAAGGGAGCUGCAGGGGACAGAUAGCUGCAUAGCCUGUCACCUGUAUAUCAACUGUAUUGGACUGGCAGGAUUAGGUCAUGGGGGAGUACUGCAAUAAAGAAGCGUGACAAGUA
Molecule: messenger RNA, 1542 nt
Organism: Grammomys surdaster
Lineage: Eukaryota; Metazoa; Chordata; Mammalia; Rodentia; Muridae
Gene: Rbbp9
Product: RB binding protein 9, serine hydrolase
Exons: 5
Coding region: 75-635 (186 amino acids)
Molecular function (GO): hydrolase activity
Source: RefSeq, a predicted model, not a curated record